CGGAGGAGAUAGAUAGCACGCUUGCGCGGCUGUCACAGGGCUGCUUGGUUGGUCAGUGGGGAGUCGGCGCCUGCGUACUAAGACCCGUGUGCAGCAGCAGCGGCGGCGGCGGUAGAGGCGGCGGCGGCGGCGGCAGCGGGCUCUGAGGCAGCGGUUGGGCUCGCCGCGAGUGAACGGGGUCGAGUCAGUGCAUUCGCGCGAGUUGGAAUCGAAGCCUCUUAAAAUGGCAGAUGAUUUGGACUUCGAGACAGGAGAUGCAGGGGCCUCAGCCACCUUCCCGAUGCAGUGCUCAGCAUUACGUAAGAAUGGCUUUGUGGUGCUCAAAGGCCGGCCAUGUAAGAUUGUGGAGAUGUCAACCUCCAAGACUGGCAAGCACGGCCAUGCCAAGGUCCAUCUGGUUGGUAUUGACAUCUUUACUGGGAAGAAAUAUGAAGAUAUCUGCCCGUCAACUCAUAAUAUGGAUGUCCCCAACAUCAAAAGGAACGAUUUCCAGCUGAUUGGCAUCCAGGAUGGGUAUCUAUCACUGCUCCAAGACAGCGGGGAGGUGCGAGAGGACCUCCGUCUGCCUGAGGGAGAUCUUGGCAAGGAGAUUGAGCAGAAGUACGACUGUGGAGAAGAGAUACUGAUCACGGUGCUGUCUGCCAUGACAGAGGAGGCAGCUGUUGCAAUCAAGGCCAUGGCAAAAUAACUGGCUCCCAGGGUGGCUGUGGUGGCAGCAGUGAUCCUCCAGCCUGCAGAGGCCCCCUCCCCCAGCCUGGCCCAGCUCUGGCCCGGCCCUUGGCUGGACUCCUCCUACACAAUUUAUUUGACGUUUUAUUUUGGUUUCCCCUACACCCUCAAUCUGUCGGGGAGCCCCUGCCCUUCACCCUGCUCCCUUGGCCAGGAGUGAGUGAACCAUGGCCUUGGUGAAGCUGCCCUCCUCUUCUCCCCUCGCACUACAGCCCUGGUGGGGGAGACCGGGUGGGUGCUGCUUGUGGUUUAGGUUUUUUUUUUUUUUUUUUUUUGGUGUUUUUUUUUUUUUUUUUUUUUUUUUAAAUUCAAUCUGGAAUCAGAAAGCUGUGGAUUCUGGCAAAUGUUCCUUGUGCCCUUACCCCACUCAUCCCUGGUCUGGUCCCUUAUUCCCCAAUAGCCCUUUUUCCCAAGCACCACCCCCACAGACUGGGGACCAGCCCCCUCCCCUGCCUAUGUCUCUCCCCAAAUCCCUUUAGAUGGGAAGGGAAGAGGAGGAGAGGGGAGGGGACCUGCCCCCUCCUCAGGCAUCUGGGAGGGCCCUGCCCCCAUGGGCUUCACCCUUUCCUGCGGGCUCUCUCCCCGACACAUUUGUUAAAAAUCAAACCUGAAUAAAACUACAAGUUUAAUAUGAA
Messenger RNA from Eubalaena glacialis (North Atlantic right whale), 1364 nucleotides. It is a transcript of the gene EIF5A, whose product is annotated as eukaryotic translation initiation factor 5A. Lineage: Eukaryota; Metazoa; Chordata; Mammalia; Artiodactyla; Balaenidae. The transcript is spliced from 6 exons. Gene Ontology annotation, molecular function: ribosome binding; translation elongation factor activity; RNA binding. The record is from RefSeq and is a predicted model, not a curated record. Gene Ontology annotation, biological process: positive regulation of translational termination; positive regulation of translational elongation. Bases 224 to 688 code for a protein of 154 amino acids.